Sitodiplosis mosellana (orange wheat blossom midge) is the source of this 1157-nucleotide messenger RNA. Its product is annotated as protein tantalus. Lineage: Eukaryota; Metazoa; Arthropoda; Insecta; Diptera; Cecidomyiidae. The transcript has 2 exons. Bases 367 to 993 code for a protein of 208 amino acids. The record is from RefSeq and is a predicted model, not a curated record.
GGGAAAUAAUAUGGGAUUGAAAAAUGUUGGAAUAAAUUGAUUCCCCAUUUGUGUCUACCUUUUUCCAACUUUCUCCCACAUUUUUCGAUUUUCGAAUGCGCGUCUCGAGCAACACCAAUUUGACAGUUUGAAAUAAACAAGAAAAAACGAAAAAAAUCACUCGAACGUAUGUAUUCCUAACAAAUUGUGAUCGUACGAUGUUUUAGCAUAAUUUCGAAACGAAAUUUCGUUGCAUUGGCCUAAAUAGAUUUAAAUAUAAUUCAUUCCAAUUCAAGUAUUUCAUAGUAAAAAUUGACGAUUGCAAGGAAAACGUCGAAUUUGUUGGAAAGUCAAACUUUCAGACAACCAGUGCUCAUUUUCAUUAUUAUGCUGAGCGGGAAUGCAACAACCUUAAAGAAUAUCAUUCAUCUGUUCAAUCAUAAACAUUUAACUUUGACCAACGACUAUAAUACAACACAAGCACUAAGGAUCGUCGAAAAAAGUAUGUCCACAUUAGAUUUAAGCGAACCCAACUCACCAGACGAAUUUGAAAAACCGACUGAAAAAAUGAUGAGCAACGGGAUUGGAGCCCGCAUCAUGCGUCGCCUGCGGCAGAACAGCACAGAAGCACCCAAAGCAAAAACUGAACUGAAGAAGAAGAAUCUCAAUCCAAACUCGAAGGCCAUUGAAAAGCUGUACUUGAACAAAUCAUUGGGCCGCAUCAAGUACACGCAAUUGGAAACCAUCUACGAGCACGAAGACGAAUCCGAUUCCAGCGCAAAUGCAACAAUCGAUGGAAAGAAAGUGUUUGGCAAAAAAACCAAGCGCAGCGUGGCAUGCACCGAUGGGCUGAACACAACAAAAACGUUGAAAGAAAAACGGAAGCGGCGCAUCAAGAAGAUUUUCGGUGUUCACAAAAAAUUCAAGAGCAUUUCGAUGAAAAACUUCCUGGAACGUCUUCAAUCCAGCGAAACCGUUGAAGUUGUCACACCACAGUCGAUUGUUGGAGCAUAAUCAAUGAUUCCUAAUCUAUAGCAUACAAAUUUUAGCAUAUCCACAUUUAUCGAUACAUCGACUCUUUUUCGCCAUAAUCCCUAGAACACUAAGUUAUUUAUAUACGAAGACUGCCUUGAAAAAUGUAACAGAAUUUGGAAAUAAACCUAGUGUCUGUCUAUAAA